Brassica rapa (field mustard) is the source of this 8245-nucleotide messenger RNA. RefSeq names its product pentatricopeptide repeat-containing protein At5g61990, mitochondrial. Gene Ontology annotation, molecular function: protein binding. The record is from RefSeq and is a predicted model, not a curated record. NCBI's taxonomy places the organism in Eukaryota, Viridiplantae, Streptophyta, Magnoliopsida, Brassicales, Brassicaceae.
UAUUUGCAAAGGCUUGUACAUCUAACGGGGCAGGUUUGGGCAGCUAUUCCGGAGACCGCGGCCUGCAGGGACCUGACCCGUCGUGACCCGCUUGAAGACAAUCCUGCUAUGCUCUGGGACAUGACGGAAUAGAACAACCUGUUUGUCAUCUCUAAUUUACGUAUAUAGAUAUAUGAAAAAUACAUAAUGCUAUAAAUUUAGAAUAAUAAUUAGAACAUUAAAAAUAUAUUUUAGCUCCAAAUACUGAAAAUUUAAAAUCUCAGUACUGUAUUUUUAGAAGAAUGUGAUUCAGUGAUAAUUUAGUAAUAUUAAUCAAAAUCACUAAAAAUAUUUAUUUUACAUGAUUUUGAUGAAACAAUUAACAAAAUCAUGAACUGCAAAUCAUAAGAUCUAUUUUUGAACACUUUAUAAUCAUUACAUUAUAUUAUCAAUCACCUCGUUUAAUUUUGAUGCAAAUUAAUUAUCAGUUGCGAAAUUUUUAUAAAAUUGAUGCAAAAUAAAUGAUGAGUAUUUACUAUUUAGUAAUAACAAAUGUCAAUGGAAUUAUAUAUGUAAUUAUCAUAUUAACUUUUCCAACACAUAAUAUUCAUCUUCUACAACCUCUUCUUAUUUCUCUCAUUAUAAUUUCACUUUUUAUCACAUUUUAACAUGCAUUGUUAAUGUCGUCAUAAUUUUCUUACAUAAUUUUUUUCCAAAAAGAAUCUCUCUCUCUAAAUAUCAAGCCAAACCAUACCAUCAAUAAACCAAAACCCACCUUAUAAUCCUUUUUCAACCAUCACAUUACCUUAUUUACUAUAUAUGGUCUCUUUAAGUAAAAUUCAAAACAUUUUAUGAUUGCAAUGUUCUCACAUGUUUGGUUGAAUAUAAUUCAUCCAAUCUUCAUAGCUUAUAUAUUGAAUAUUUUCCAGUGUACAUUGCAAUAAUCAUGCAUUUAUAUUGAUACGUAAUUAUUAUUAAUUUUUUUUUUUAAUGAAAAGCAUAACAGUUUUUUAUUGUAAAUUUAUCUUUGUUUUCCAAAAUUUUCUAGUUUUCUCUUACAACUGAUUUAUACGCUCUUACUAAUAAUUUUAAAAUUCUGAUAAAAUGAUUGUGGAAGCCAUAAUAAUAGAAUUUAACUUUUCAGAAAACUAUAUAUAUGAUUUAUAAUUUUUUCCAAAACUUUAUAAUGAUUUAUAAAGCAUGUAUAAAUUAUAUAAGACAUUAAUAGUUAUUGUAUACUUAUACGAAUAUAAUUCUUUGUGUAAAAUAUUAAAUUAUUAUAGUGAUUUUUAUAUAAAAAUUUCGUUCAUUAUAUUAUGUAAUUUAUAACUAUAAAGAAUUAAUCAAAAAUUAUUACUCUUUCUAUAAUUCCAACAAUUAGUUACAAUAAAUCAUUACUUAUAAAAGUAUUUAGAUUAUUUGGCAACUGAUAUUAAUUAUUUCUAGUUUUAGUUUUAUUUUAUGUAGUUAAAACAAAAUAAAAUUAAAAAUCAUCGACCAAAAAAAUUAUAAUAAUCUUCUUAACAUUUCACCAAUGAUCGACAUGUAUGCAAAAGUCACUUAAGUAACUUCUAGUUCAAUAUUUAAUUUCUAUUUUUAUUUUACAAAUAAUUUAUAAACUAUUAUAAAUAAAUUAAAUUUACAAUAAAAUGAUUUUGUAAACCAUGAUAAAUAAGGUUAUAAAGGUUUUUAAAUCUUUAUAAAUGAUUUAUAGAACAUAUAUAACAUUAUAAAACAUUAAUAAUAAUUAUAAUACUUUAUCUAUGAAAAAUAAUAUAAUUAUAUUUUUUCAUCGAAUAUAAUUCUCUAUAUAAGAAUAUAAAACUAUUUAUGUCAAUUUCCAUAAAUUAUUUUCUAUUCAUUAUCUUAUAUAGUUUAUAAAAAUAAAAAUAAUCAAUUGAACAUUAUUGAUUUUUCUAUAAUUUUGACAUUUAGUAACCAUAAUUUAUUGUUUGUAAUAUUAUUUUGGUUGUUAAAUGAUAUUAACUGGUUGUAGACUUAUUUUUUAUUUUAGAUCUAAUUAAAAUUCAAAAGUCAACAACCAAUUAAAUGAUAACAAUUUUCAGGACUUACUAAUGAUUGACAUGUAAGUAAAAUAAUUUAGUUGACUGAAACAUAGUACUCCUCCGUUCUUUAAUGAUAGAUUUUUUUAAAAAAAAAAUUGUUUCAAAAAGAUGUAUUUUUGUGUUUUCUAUGAAAAAAUUGUAAAUUUCGAGAAAAUUAAUUGACUUUAUUCAAUUACUAUUGGUUAAAAGUUAUUGAAAAUUACAGAAAAUGAUACAUUUAUUAUGGUAGUUUAAUGUGGUUUCUUAAUAUGUGUGAAAAUACUAAAAAAUAUAUCUUUGUGGAACAGAGGGAGUAGGAUACUAUCUCGAGAAUUUAUCUGUAAAGCUUGAAUUAUUUUCAAGAUUAGUGUAUUUUCUAAUUAGAAAAUGAUAAUAUGAUGUUUUUAUUAGAUACUCUUUAAUCUUUUAUUUUUGUUUCAAAUGACUAGCCUCUAUCAUUUUGCCGACUUGUGACGUGUCGAGCCUCCUGUCCUUGUGGUUAGGUUCAUCUAAUUAAUAAUUAUGAAUAAUUUCAUAAUAAUUGUAUUUGAUCGGGUUAAAUUAUGAACAAAAUACGAAAAAAAUAAAUUUAUUAAUUCUGUAACGAAUACGGAUUCUCCCACACCGACAAUGCUUCAAUGUUGUCGGCUUAUACUAUUUAAAAUCGCCGCUAGAAAAUUGAACUCGAGUUAGAAAUCAAAAACUAUCUACAGAUCUUAUAUAAAUUUUGGAAUGUAAAAGAAAAAACAGUUGGUUUUAAAGUUUAUCAGGAAUAUUUAUUUUGGUUAGACAUAGUAGUUAAUCUUUUUCAUAAUAUAACUGUUUGCUAAUAGAAUCUAGAAAACUUUUCUUUCUUAAUGAAAAAAGAAGAAGAAGAUAUGCCAUUUCUGACUAAACAUCACUUUAAGAAAACAAAUACUUGUAAUCGUUUUCUUUGACUGCAACGGAAGCUAAUUAUUAUUUUAUGCUAUCAAUUAACUUAGUGGUUAUUAAAAUGUAAUGCACCAGUUUAUUGAGCCAACUUGGGUCUAUGGGUUUCAUAAACAACAAUAAUUAGUUGGAUCUAAUGACGAUGACUCCCUCUAAUAUGAUUUUUAGUCGUGCUUGGUUAAGCUGUUUUCUUUAGCACUGCUUCCUUCCUUCCAACACAAUCAUUCAAAUUAUUUUGUUGUGGAAAGUUUAAUCAACUUGGAGAAGUGUAACAAUAGUAUAAAGCACCAUUUAACAAUAAUUUAUGUGUGAAGUAUUGAUUUCCUACAUCAGCCAUUAUGUUUUCAGUGAUUUUUGAACUGAACUCGCAUCCAAACUAAUUACUUAUCUAUGUUAGUAUGUUCAAAAAUGUAAUGCAUGAUUGGUUAUAUAUAUAAAUAAAACAAUAGCUUUGUCUUCAGAUAUUUAUAAAUUAUAAAUUAAAAUUAAAACUAUAACUAAAAAGGAUUGUUAAAAAUAAAUAAAUUAAAAUUAUAACUUUUAAGAUAUUAAAAUUUAUAUUAAAAUGAUUACAACUCAAGAAUCUCAAGAUCAUCCUUACUUUAAAGUUUCAUCCAUAGCCAGAGAAGUGUCAUCCAUAGUUUAUCGCUUCUCUCCAUGGUUAAAAAAAAAUCUAAUUAGCCACAAUUAGUAGUAGCUUUAAUGAUUAAAGUGAUUGUUUAAGGGAUCUGGCAUAUACUUUUAAGAUGAGUUUUAUGAAUAAUAAUUAUCCUUUUAAAAUUUCGUUAACUAUAUUACAAACGCGGUUAAACACACAAUUUCUUUCGACCUGUCACGUAUUUAUAUAAGAAUCAUCUAGGAUACAUAGUACUCCCUCCGUUUUUUAAUAUAAGUCGUUUUAAAGCUAUGCACGUAGAUUAAGAAAACCAUUAAUUUCUUAUAUUUUCUAAACAAAAACAUCAUUAAUUAUUUACCUAACCACAAUUCAACCAAUAGAAAAAUAUAAGAUAUAUUAUCAUUGGUCAUACAACAUUAAUUAUUAAUAAAUUUUACAUAGAAAACCGAAAACGACAUAUAAUUUGGAACAAAAAAGUUUCUCUAAAACGACUUAUAAUAAAAAACGGAGGGAGUAAUAUACUUACACCCACUGUCGUGGAAUUAACUAUGACACGUUUUAGUGUUAGUUCAUGUUUACCCAUACCCGUCGACUUUUAUGGAUUUGGUUUGGCUCUCAUAUCAAAACAAAAUAAGAAAGAAACUUGGUCAAACCAUGCAUUUCAUACACUAUGUAUUUGGGUAAACAUUCAUGCACCAUUUGAAAUUCCCACUCUAGUAGUCUAGUGGGUGGGGAUCUUCAUCAUAUCUCUCCCAUAACCUCUCCAUAUAUGAUGAAUAAAUUUCUUGAGACCUACACAAUAUUAUUAUUUAAUUCGACAAUAGUAAUAUAGCACUUCGUAAAACCAUAUUUUAAAACUUUUUAUCAAAAUCGGUAAAUCAGGUGGAAAUGCAAAAUAAACAUACCAAUGAACUUCUAUUAUUAUUUUUUCACUCAUACCAAUGAUCUAAACUUCCAAACUACCGGACAUACAUUUUAGCGGUUUAAAGGCUUGUUUACGUGCCCCCGUAACUGUUUGGGCCCAAAAGCCCAAAUAAAACGGGCCAACUGGAUAUAUAUUUUAAUAAUUGUUUUGUAUCUCGAUUUAAUCUUCGCCGACGAAGGUUGUUGAAUCGCCGGUAUCGGAGAUGAUAAGCUCAACGUUGUUUAGGAGCAGAUGUUUACUUCUCCGAUCGUUUUCCGUUCAAAUCGGGAAACCUCCCGACGCAUCAGCCGAAAUAGCGGGAAUCCUCAAUACGGCGAACUGGCGCGACGCCUUGGUGUCUUCGAAUCUCGCGGCGGAGAUAAACCCAGACGUCGUUCUCUCCGUUCUGCGAUCAAAACGCGUCGAUGAUCCCGCUAAGCUUCUGAGCUUCUUCAAUUGGGUGGAUUCUCAGAAGGUUACGGAGCAGAAACUUGAUUCGUUUUCGUUUCUCGCUUUAGGUUUGUGUAGCUUCGGUAGUUUAGGGCAAGCUCGUAGUGUUGUAAUCAGGAUGAUUGAGAGGAAGUGGCCUGUAUCUGAGGUUUUGAGCUCGGUUGCGAGAUGUUCGCGAGAGUUGAGUGAUGGCGGCGGAGUUGUGUAUGGGAUCUUGAUUGAUGUGUAUAUUGAUAAAGGGUUUUUAGACGAAGCUGCUUUUGUGAUUACAAACACUAAGGAUUUGGUUCUUGAUUCGUCAAGAUGUAACGUUUUGUUGGAUGCGUUUUUGAAGAGGAAUCGUCUUGAUUUGUUUUGGGAUGUGUAUAAUGAGAUGGCUGAGAGAAGUCUAGUGUUUGAUGUGCACAGUUAUGAAAAGUUGAUUGUUGCACAUUGCAGAGGUGGGAAUGUUCAGCUGGCAAAAGAUGUUCUUCUUAAAGCCGAAGAAAAGUUUGGGAUGGUGAGUGUGGCUGUGUAUGGCUUGGUCAACGAAGCGUUGUGUAAAAAGGGAGAUGUGGAUGAAGCUCUUGAGCUAAAGAAGAGGAUGAUUAUCAAAGGAUUGGUGCCAUCGAAGCAGUCAUUUAAUAUACUUGUAGGUGGGAUGUGUAAGCGGAAGAGACUAGAUGAUGCUAAAGCGUUGGUGGUAGAGAUGAAUAGUUUUGGUGUGUUUCCUGAUAAUAUCACUUGCAGUAUACUGAUCGAGGGUUUACUGAAGGGGAGGGAUGCAGACGCUGCAAAUGGACUAGUCCAUGAGAUGGUUUCUCUUGGGAUGAACAUUGAUCCUAAGAUGUAUGAUUCUUAUAUUUGUGUGAUGUCAAAAGAAGGGGCGAUGGAGAAGGCAAAAGCUCUCUUUGAUGGGAUGAUCGCGUCCGGAGUGACACCAGGUGCUCGAGCUUUUGCUAGUUUGGUCGAGGGAUACGUUCAAGGAAAGAAUGCACUUAAGGGUUAUGAGUUACUUGUUGAAAUGAAAAGGAGGAACAUUGUCAUAUCUCCAUAUAUUUAUGGUAUAACGGUUAAGUGCAUGUGUUCUUCUGGGGAUAUCGAUGGAGCUUAUAAGAUUGUGAAGGAGAUGGGUGCAAGCGGCUGUAGACCCAAUGUGGUUAUAUUCACAACAUUGAUCAAAACCUUUCUCCAAAAAGGUAGGUUUGGAGAUGCGGUGAGGGUGCUGAAAGAAAUGAAGGAACAAGGGAUUGCACCAGACACAUUCUGCUACAAUUCCCUUAUAAUUGGUCUUUCAAAGGCCAAAAGGAUGGACGAAGCAAGGUCUUAUCUGGUUGAAAUGGUUGAAAACGGAUUAAAGCCUGAUGCUUUCACCUACGGGGCUUUUAUCAGUGGAUAUAUAGAAGCAGGGGAAUUUGCAUCCGCAGAGAAAUAUUUUAAAGAGAUGGUGGAAUGUGGUGUGGUUCCAAAUAAGGUCUUGUGCACGGGUCUGAUCAAUGAGUAUUGCAAAAAGGGAAAAGUAAUUGAGGCGUGUUCGGCAUUCAGAUCCAUGGUUGAACAAGGGAUUCCAGGGGAUGCUAAGACAUACACUGUUCUUAUGAAUGGUCUCGUUAAAAAUGGUAAAGUAGACGGUGCGGAGGAGAUAUUCCAGGAAAUGCGUGGAAAGGGUAUAGCACCUGAUGUAUUCUCUUACGGUACACUCAUUGAUGGGUUUUCUAAGUUGGGAAAUAUGGAAACGGCUUCUCGUAUUUUUGAUGAGAUGGUUCAAGAAGGUGUGACUCCUAAUGUCAUCAUAUACAACAUGUUGCUUGGUGGCUUUUGCAGGUCUGGUGACAUCGAAAGAGCUAAAGAAAUUUUCAACGGAAUGUCAGGAAAAGGUUUCCCCCCUAAUGCAGUGACGUACUGUACAAUCAUAGAUGGUUGUUGCAAAUAUGGGGAUCUAGAAGAGGCUUUUCGGUUAUUUGACGAGAUGAAAUUAAAGGGAUUAGCUCCUGACAGUUUUGUGUACACGACACUUGUGGAUGGGUGUUGCAGAUGGAACGAUUUGGAAAGAGCUAUAGCCAUCUUCGAGACAGAAGAGAUGAGUUGUGGUUCUUCUACCGCCCCCUUCAAUGCUUUGAUCAACUGGGUUUUGAAGUUCGGAAAAACAGAAUUAAAAACAAAACUGAUAAAUAUGGUGAUGGACGGGUCGCUUGAUAAGCAUGGCAAGCCCAAUGACGUAACUUACAACAUCAUGAUAGAUUAUUUAUGCAGGGAAGGAAAUUUGGAAGCUGGAAAGGAGCUAUUGCAGGACAUGCACAAGGCAAACCUGAUGCCUAGUGUUGUAACUUACACAUCUCUUCUAAACGGGUGUGAUAAAAUGGGUAGGAGAUUGGAAAUGUUUGCUAUAUUCGACGAGGCCAUUGCCUCAGGAAUUGAACCAGACAGCAUAAUGUACAGUGUCAUCAUUACUGCUUUCCUGAAAGAAGGGAUGAAGACAAAAGCACUAGCGUUCGUGGAUGAAAUGUUUGCCAAGAACGCUGCUGUGGACGGGUGUAAGCUAAGUAUAUCGACAUGCCGGGCUCUACUCUCUGGUUUUGCUAAAGUGGGAGGAAUGGAGGCAGCUGAGAAGGUUAUGGAGAACAUGAUACGUCUCAAAUAUAUUUCCGAUUCUUCGAGUCUCGUUGAGUUGAUUAAUGAGGGUAUUUCUUCAAACGAGAGGAUGGAAGCAGAUGCAGCUCCAUAGAUUUAAGACGGGAAGCCACAAGCAGAUAACCUUCCUCCUUGUUCUUUUUAGCUAUAAACAAGACGGCGGGCUUUAGGCAAAUUUCUUGACCGACUUGAAAUUGCCCGAAGACGAAUCUAGUCGGUCUCCAUCUUCUGAAUGUCAAACUUUUGUUUUAUGUGACCGAAUACAGGUCUUACCUAAACCUAAGCAAGGUGGUUGGGAAUGAUAUGCCAUUGUUUAUUUGUCAAGUUACCGUUGAGAACUUGCGGUUGCUGUUCCUGUUCCUGGAAGAGCUUGUAUGUCUGCCCAGUAACUCUUCACUUACUGAUUUGCCUUCACCUUGUCAUCAUGAUGGCACUCUGAAGUUGAUGAUGAAUAAGAGACGCAUGGGAGCUGUUUUCAAACUGCAAAUUUUCCGACUUCUUUGAGCAGAGGAUCAUAUUUUGCGUCACUAAAUCUGCAUUUCAGGUUUUUUUUUAUAGAAGAUGUACUGAAUGUUACAUUGAAAUCGUUAACAUUGCAAAUACAGUUUUUUUGGGUUUAAGAAUUGAUGGACAAAGAACGUGCUAUAAACACAGGAUCUGAUCCAAAUUCCAAACAGAUGAAAUCAAAUGAAAAUAAAAAUCGGAUUGGUC